Molecule: messenger RNA, 246 nt
Organism: Dibothriocephalus latus
Lineage: Eukaryota; Metazoa; Platyhelminthes; Cestoda; Diphyllobothriidea; Diphyllobothriidae
Source: the annotation of a GenBank genome assembly
UCGGGUCUGUACUGUGGUCACCUGGAGUCCUCCCGUCUUCUUGACAACGGUUCCUCUACUGCUGGCACCGGUGCGGAUCAACCCUUCCGUAGCGCCUCUCUAACAAGUCACAGCAAGCUGAUUGCUUAUCCCACCGUGGCCGGCGAACACCUGAGCCUGCCCCUCGGCAUUGCCUUGACCGCCUUCCAUGUAGUUGUGGCGUACGCGGACCGGGUGAAGGUCAUCAACACCCUGGACGAUCGUCUU